This is a messenger RNA of Oryzias melastigma (Indian medaka), 1581 nucleotides long. RefSeq names its product torsin family 2, member A (gene tor2a). Lineage: Eukaryota; Metazoa; Chordata; Actinopteri; Beloniformes; Adrianichthyidae. Gene Ontology annotation, molecular function: ATP binding; ATP hydrolysis activity. Gene Ontology annotation, cellular component: nuclear envelope; endoplasmic reticulum lumen. The transcript has 5 exons. The coding region runs from base 84 to 1028 and encodes 314 amino acids. The record is from RefSeq and is a predicted model, not a curated record.
UGUUUCGCUCGUGUGGAGUGGGUGGCGCCGGUGCCGGUGAAACCGGUAGUCUUCCGCAUACAGAUAGGUCAGCGUCAUGCACUAUGGGCAAAAUGCUGGCUGUGCUGUGCAUUCUUGUGUUAUUGGCGUAUUGUCCAGUUCUUUGCGUUUUUCAGAAGCUUUAUUGCAGCAUUUCAGACAGCUGUGACUGCGACUUCCGGCCGAACAUCAGAGACUUGGAAUGGGACAUCUACAAAAAUGUCUUUGGUCAGCACCUGGUUCAGGACAUUGUGUCGGAGGAAGUGGUAAAGUUUCUUCAAAACAAAAACCCUGAAAGGCCCCUGGUUCUCUCCUUCCAUGGCUCCUCGGGGACAGGAAAGACAUUGGUUAGCAGCAUGCUGGGAACUCACCUCUUUGGUUCAGCGAUGAGCAGCCCAUAUGUGCACCAGUUUGUUGCUACACUUCAUUUCCCCGUGCCCCAUCAGGUCCAACAGUACAGGAGGGAGCUGAAGAGCUGGGUACAAGGGAACCUUACAGAAUGUGCUCACUCCAUCUUCAUUUUUGAUGAGAUGGAGAAGAUGCCUCCUGGACUGGUGGACGUCCUGGAGCCUUUCCUGGGUCCUUCCCACAUUGUGUUUUGCACAAACUACCGCAAAGCUGUCUAUGUGUUCAUCAGCACCACUGGGGAAGAGGUGAUCAACACAGUAGCUGUGGAGAAUCGGCAGUCUGGACGGGAACGGGAAGCAAUCACGUUGGGUGACCUGGAAGACGCUAUCGCUCUGGCUGUUUACAACAACAACACCAGUGGCUUCUUCCAGUCUAGCAUCAUCCAGCAGAAGCUCAUCACACAUUUUGUCCCAUUCCUGCCACUGAGCCGAGGCCACGUGGAGCGUUGCGUGCGCUCGCAGCUCUGCCAGCGCGGCCACUGUCAACGGAGCGAUGUAGUGGAAGCUGUUGGGCGAGAUGUGAUCUUCCAUCCUGUUCAGGGACAGUACUUCUCCACAACAGGUUGCAAAGCUGUCUCUGCCAAGAUAGACCUCUUUCUGUGAACGAAGGAACAGCCCCAAACCAGGAGUGGAGAGAAGCUCCUUCACAUUUACUUAACCUACACAAAGAAAUCAACUGUUUGGAAAAUCUAUAUGUGGGGAGACGGAGCCAUCGAGAAUCCUCCUGGUCAGAGAACCGUUCUUCCUGAGUUAAAUGCUUGAGAGGGGUCGAAACAUCUGAGUCUGGAUUUCUGAUUAGUCCACUGCAGGUUUCUGUGCAGAUUCCUCAGGUGCCUGUGCUUGCAGUCGCAGCAAGCUGCAUUUUGAGCUCCAAUUGUUUGUGAGCAGUUAACAGGAUUUGAGUCUGGUCAAGAAACAAAGACAGAUGCUGGGUUUAUCUUCAUUUUAGUUUUGAACAAAAGAACACUUAAGAUCUGAUGCUCAAAUUCACAGUUUCUAAACAAAAUACUGGGAAAUGUUUGUAUGAUUGUUGCAGUUCUUAGGAUGUUAAUGUGCUGGACAGAAAAAGCCAUUUUCCAUGUUCUAUAAAGGUUAAUUUAAUUUCUACAAUGUGUUAUUGAAAAAAGACUGAAGAAGCUCAGACCUGAAAGCAUUG